Coniosporium apollinis CBS 100218 is the source of this 3675-nucleotide messenger RNA. RefSeq lists its product as uncharacterized. The record is from RefSeq and is a predicted model, not a curated record. The coding region runs from base 1 to 3675 and encodes 1224 amino acids. The transcript has 3 exons. Lineage: Eukaryota; Fungi; Ascomycota; Dothideomycetes.
AUGGCCCAGACCACGAAAGCUCCGAAUGCCGCAACAACCGCCCAGAGUAACGGCGUAGUCACAGCCAGCAGCGCUCCAGGUGCCGUCGGCACGAAUCGCAAGAAGCAGAAGCGGCGAGCGAAGCAGGCCGCGCGACAAGCUGCGGAUCACUUUGACACGGUCUCGCGAAACGGCUAUGUUGCGCAAGGCCAUAGCACCCUUCAUCACCCUCACCACACAGCCCUGCCGCAAACCGCGCAGCAGGUCUUGGACUAUGAGGACCCUGCAUUCGACGAUCCCGAUGAGUUCGAGGACGAGUUGGAUUACACGGAGGACGACGGACAGUACUACGGAGAUGGGUACGAUGCUGGGCUGGCCAGUCCCAAUGGACACUAUGCGAAUGACUACGCCGGGCUGGCUAAUGACAACACGCGGCCAAGAAAGAAGAACCGCCCCGCUGGCCACCACCUUGCAUACAACAACCCGCCUGGCACCGCUGCGUACCCGUCGCACUCAUUCGUACCUCCGCCACCACCUCCGCCGCCGCCAGCGCUCUCUACGGCUGCCUCACGCACGUUGCGCCACAGCGCUACCUCCAAAGAUCGCAUAUGGAACACGUCAACCCAAGAAGAAAGGGAGCGGAUCAAGGAAUUCUGGCUUUCUCUUAGUGAGGAAGAGCGCAAGUCCUUGGUGAAGAUUGAGAAGGAGGCCGUGCUCAAAAAAAUGAAGGAGCAGCAAAAGCACUCGUGCAGCUGCACUGUUUGCGGUCGGAAGCGUACGGCUAUAGAGGAGGAGCUAGAGGUGUUGUACGAUGCGUACUAUGAGGAACUAGAACAGUAUGCGAAUCACCAAGAGGACCCCGGAAACGGUGGUCCUAUGCUGCUUCCGCUGAGACGGUUCGCUGAUCGAUUGGGAAGGAUGCCUCCAGAUCGUGCGCCCCACUUUAUACACUCGCAUCAUCCCCCUCGGGGCCGGAUACACGAGCUUCCUGACGAUGAGGACGACGAAGAGGAUGACGAGGGCGACGAGGAGGGCUAUUGCGACGAAGAAGAUGAAGACGACUUCAGCGACGACGAGUCGUAUCAUCGGCCUCGCGAUCCUGCGGAUAACUUCUUCAACUUCGGUAAUAGCUUGACUGUCAAAGGUGGCAUUCUCACAGUUGCCGAUGACCUCCUGAAGAACGACGGCAAGAAGUUCAUCGAGAUGAUGGAGCAGCUUGCUGAGCGACGGAUGCAGCGGGAGGAGGAGGCCCAAUACCAAACGGCUGGGAUGGCUCAACCCUCGUCUUUGCCGAAUCCGCAUGGUCACAACCAUGUCCCUUUCCAAGAAGAGGAAUACGACGACGAGGACGAUGAAGACGAUGAAGACUAUGUCGACGACGACGACUACGAAGAGGAUGAUGAAAUGGACACAAUGACCGAGGAACAACGGAUGGAGGAAGGCCGGAGGAUGUUCCAGAUCUUCGCGGCACGGAUGUUCGAGCAGCGAGUGCUCACGGCCUAUCGAGAAAAAGUGGCACGGGAGCGGCAACAGAAGCUCCUUGAGGAGCUGGAAGAAGAAUCGCGGCUAGACAUCGAGCGCGAAGCCAAGAAAGCUCGAGACGCGCAGAAAAAGAAGGACAAGAAAACCCUUCAGAAGCAGAAGCAGGCCGAAGAGAAAGCUCGGAAGGAAGAGCAGAAGCUUGCUGAGGAAGCCGCUGUCAAGGCUGCCGAAGAAAUGAAGCAGGAAGAGCAGAAGCGAAAGCGUGAAGAGCAGCGGAAGAAGAAAGAGGCUGAACGCAAGGCCCAGGAAGAGGAUCGGCUACGCAAAGAAGCCGACAAGCAGAAGAGGCUUCAGGAGCAACGCGAGCGCCAGCAGGAACAGGAGCGAAAGUUGCAGGAGCAGAAAGCCCAGGGAAAGAAGGCUCGAGAGGAAGCCAAGAAGAAGGAGCGCGAGGAGCGAGAGGCUAGAGAGAAAGAGGCCAGGGAGAAGAAGGCUCAAGAAGAGCGUGAGCGCAAGGAGCGUGAGGCGAGGGCAAAAGCCGAGAAAGAGACCAAAGAGCGAGCACGGAAAGAAGAAGAAGCGGUCCAAGCUGCUCAACAGAAACCUCAAAUACAGAAGCGACCCUCUCAGCCAGCGGCCGUUGCUCUACCUUCAGGGCUCCUCUCGAAGCAAUCCUCACAAGGUCAACCCUCUCCUCUUGUGCAGCUCGCAACGCCAUCAAUACCCAAAGCUCCAACGCCCAAUCGGCCGCGCCAAAGCUCGCAGCAGGGCUCCCAUGGAUCCUCACCUAAGACACCGCAGGUCCUUCCGGGAGCUAGCAAGUCACUUUCGCCGAGCAGCAUGGUUUCUCAGCAGCAGCAAAAUCCCAUACAGCCGAAGACCAUACUAAUGAGACCGCAGAGCCAGCAGCCACAGACAAACACUCCACAUCAGCCUCCAGCUCAGUCUUCAUCUCCAAUGCCUCCCAUUGGACCUCCUCCUGGUAUGCACGGUGCGCCUGGUGUUGGCUUCAUGGGCAUGCCUCCAGGAAUUAAUGGCUUCCCACACUCUCCGCAUCCGAUGAUGCCUGUUCAGCGCGGUCCUAUGGGCCACAACAUGCCCAUGUAUCCCCCUCAGGUACCUCCCAUGGGACCUCAGUACCGCGGCUUCCCUCCGCCUGGCCCUCCUCCUGGUAUGGGCGGUCCGAACAUGAUGUCCCACGGGCGUGGAUUCCCUAUGGAUGCGCCGCCAGGCUUCCCGUCUCCAAUCCCGGGAGUGGGAAACGGCGCACCCGGCUUCGGCAUGGCAAAUCCGAUGCACUCUCACACUAGACAGCACUCGGCAUCGCUCGACAAGCCGAAUGCUAUGUCCUCUCCAGCAGUGGCCCCUCCAUCACAGCCCAUCGCACGACCAGCACCGAUCCAGCGACCAUCGAGCGUCAAGCCACCGGAAGGGGCUCAAGAGAACAAAAGGCCAUUAGACGCUGAGGUUGAUGAUCUGAGCAACCACCUCGGCAGCAGCGCCCUUCUAGAUGAUGCGGAGCCACUCCCAGUGAGCCAUCCUGAUUCUAGGCGCCGUAGCGUCGCGCCCGGAGCGCCGGGAAUGCCACAACCACUAAGGAUGGGUUUCGGAGCUUCGCCAAUGUUUCCCGACGCACCUGGACAGCCUCGCAUGGAUGCUUACGGGCUUGGGCCUAUGGGGGCUGGCAACACAUGGGGUUCACCAUUCGGUCCUCCCGGUUUAUCAGCCGGUCCGAACUGGAGUUCUUCCCCAACCACUGGCUGGCCAAGCAACAACGCGUUCGGCAUCGGUAUCUCACCAGGCCCGCAUCGUCCCAGCGUAUCUCGCCCUGUCGCAGUGCGCCUUAUGGUCUGCCAAGCGUGCAAGCAGCUAGCGGCGUCCAAGAGUGACCCGGAGGGCUACAUCGACGCUUCUGACGUUCACCGCCAGGUUGAGAGCACGCGCCCGCCGUCAGAAGCACCUGUGCAGCUCAAGGAGCUUCUCGACAUCUGCGAGACGGAAGGCGACGCGCAUAAUGGUGGAGGAAUAUUCCAGCUUAAGCGAGACCGCAAUCGCACGCUGGUGAAGUAUGAGGCCAUCAACGGGACGCCAAGCAUUGGACGAGCGCCAGGCGUGCUGGGAGAAAUCGGCAGUCCGAUACCCGGUCACAGUAUGCCAGCUUUCGGCCCAAGGGCUUUCCAGGCUCUAGGAGGUGUGUCCGCACCCGGCUUUUAG